Molecule: messenger RNA, 6824 nt
Organism: Phycodurus eques (leafy seadragon)
Lineage: Eukaryota; Metazoa; Chordata; Actinopteri; Syngnathiformes; Syngnathidae
Product: histone-lysine N-methyltransferase SETD1B-A-like
Cellular component (GO): Set1C/COMPASS complex
Molecular function (GO): RNA binding; histone H3K4 methyltransferase activity; protein binding
Source: RefSeq, a predicted model, not a curated record
CUCGGCGCCUCUACAUUGGGGUUCACCCCGGUGGACGAGAAGGUAGCCUCCCUCCGCCUUCGGGUGGGGGGACGGGUCCUGACUGUUGUUUGCGCCUAUGUGCCAAACAGCAGUUCAGAGUACCCACCCUUUUUGGAGUCCUCGGAGGGGGGUGCUGGAGAGCGCUCCCGCUGGGGACUCCAUCGUUCUGCUGGGGGACUUCAAUGCUCACGUGGGCAAUGACAGUGAGACCUGGAAGGGCGUGACUGGGAGGAACGGGCCCCCCCCCCCCCCCCCGAUCCGGUGGGAACGUCUGGCAGAAUCUCCUGUCAGAAGGACUUUCAACUCCCACCUCCGACAGGACUUUGCUCAUGUUCCGGGGUUGGCGGGGGACAUCGAGUCCGAGUGGACCGCGUUCCGCGCCUCCAUUGCCGAGGCGGCCGACCGGAGCUGUGGCCGUUAAGGUGGUCGGUGCCUGUGGCGGCGGCAAUCCCCGAACCCGUCGGUGGACGCCAACGGUGAGAGAUGCCGUCGAGCUGAAGAAGGAGUCCUAUCGGGCCUUUUUGGGCUGUGGGACUCCCGAGGCGGCCGAUGGGUACCGGCUGGCCAAGCCGAAUGCAGCUUUGGUGGUCACUGAAGCAAAAACUCAGGCAUGGGAGGAGUUCGGUGAGGCCAUGCAGAAAGACUUCCGGACGCCUUUGAGGAAAUUCCGGUCCACCGUUCCGGCGUCUCAGGAGGGGGAAGCAGUGCCCCGUCAACACUGUGUAUAGUGGGGAUGGGGCGCUGCUGACCUCGAAUCGGGACGUUAAUAGUCGGUGGGGAGAAUACUUCGAAGACGUCCUCAAUGCCACCGACACGCCCGGGAACGCCUCGGGAUCCCCCCCCCCCCCCGGAAGACAUGGAUGAAGUGGCUGGGGAAAGGGAAGUCUGGGCGUCCCUGCUAAAGCUACUGCCCCCGUGACCAGACCUCGGAUAAGGGGUAGAAGAUGGAUGGAUGGAUGGAGUUCCUUCUCACUGACCUUGUGCGUCUCAGUACGAUGCAGUACUGCAGUUGUACUGUAUAUCACUGCAAACUACAAAUAUGACACAACAUUGCCGGAUGUCUUGACAAGUAUGGAUGUGCAUGCGAUCCGUUUUCUUUUUCACCUAUUUACAAACGAGUAAAGGUAUGGAGUAUUACGACUCAAGUGGUCUGCGGCCCAGGCGAUCACAUGCAUUCGAGUGUGCUCCUCCGCCUCGGAUGACGGAACUAUUUUACUCUCAGCGGAUGGAUCCGUCAACCGACCUGGACGACGUACGCAACCUGGCGGAGGAAAAACAAAAACCCCAACAACGUCAAAAAUACGAAGCGAAUAUAGAAUGUCGGUCUCGGUAAGCCUGUUAGUAGAUGUGAAGGGCUUGUUGUUGUUGUUGUUGUUGUUGUUUUGUAAUCGUGUGAGGAGAGGAGAGUUCCCAGGUGACGAUGCCGUCUGCAUCAGCGCAUCACCUGUUGGGGCGUGUUUCCCUCCAUCCAAAACAAAAACAAAAUCAGGCGCAGUUAGAAGCGACAAUUACGCAGACGCGCGUGGCUUUCUUAUAUUCGCAGGUUUGGACGAAUGUGAUGGAAAGCGAAAAAGACGUUUUGAUGAGACGAGAAACACCGCGAAGUCGCAAGUCGGUGCGCGACCCCGCUGCGACACGAGAGCCGCGCGAAGCGCACCGCUCCGACGGCGAGCGACCGCCGAACACGCGCGUCGUUUGGCAACUUCAGCUCGACGACGCGGCGGCAGAUCCGCGCAUCUGCCGCCGCACGCGGAGGCGCGACGCCGCCGACGAUGACCUUUCGCUCCCCAGGUUUAAGGUCGCAGGACUUCGUGCCGCUCGGGCGAGGUCGACGACGAUGUGACGCGUGUUGUUUGCCUGCGUCCUUUCAGAUCGACGAGUUUUACGUCGGCCCUCUGCCUCCCAAAGAAGUGACGUUUUGCGGGUUGAACGACAACGUCGACGAGGCCUUCCUGACCGACGCGUGCAGGAAACACGGCCGCGCCGAACAAGUGGAGAUUUUCUACAACCCGAAGAACAACAAGCACUUAGGCGUGGCAAGAGUUGUUUUUGACACUGCCAGGGCCGCGAGGGACACCGUUCGCCACCUCGACCGAACGUCGGUGAUGGGCAACGUCAUCCGCGUGGAAAUUGACCCCAAAGGUGAAAACAGGCUUCGCUACCUGCAACUGCUCUGCAACGGUCUGUGCACGCCAUGGAGUCUACCGGUGGGAAGCGGUGACCGAAGUCUCCCGAACGCACUCGACAAUUUACCGAGCAAUCCGAGCCCCGGCAGCCUCUCGGCGUACUCCGGCGUCGGUCAGGAUACGCCUCGUAGCUACGGGCGAGUCGCCGAAGUCUCGGAGGUCAAGUUACUUUUAAAGGACCGCCGACCUCCAGCUUCCCUCCCGCCGUUUCGCCAGAGUGGCAGGCAGAAGCUUGCACAAUGGCGGCAGACUGAAAAUCACGCAAAACACUCCUUUGAACUCGUGUCACCUGGUCCAGAGUUUGGGAACGUGCUCCCGCCGACCUCAGACGCCUUCCCUCGAAACUCGUCGAGCAUCUUCGGCUUCGACUCGGCAGCCGACGAGCGGGCAGACGCGACCUUCCCUUCUGACGCCAGAGCAGACUUACCUCAGCCACCGGUCAACGUUGUCCCCAGAGGCUCCCGACCAAAGGCAGAGACUUUAGACGCCCGCAUACAAGGUUUGCUGACAAACAGCCGACGUUGCGACACUUUCCUUGGAAGCGCUACGAAGGUCCCACAGGAGGAGGAAACCUCCCGAGCUCUUUUGUUUCUCACAUCCCGUAGAGAUGUCGAGUGUCCUCCCGCGUUUGAUUUCACCAAGACUGAAGGACGCCGAGAUGGAGACAGUAAGACAGCUGCAGAACGGUCCCGGGCGCCAUGUCCGGAGGGGCUUCACUUCUCAAAUGUGGACGAAGGAAACCCCGAAGCGUCGUCGCCAUCUUUUCCUCAGCCUCCCCGCAGCGCUGGACAGUCCGAACAUCCACGUGCCGCCACAUCUGCAGCUCGCCAGCCACCACUCAGCGCUUUGCGUUCCCCCGCUCCUUCGUUCGUCCCAAACGCCACCGUUCCCAUUCCACCUCCGGGCCGUCGCGGCGGCACCCCGAUUCCACCGCCUCCUCAUUUCCCGGUCCCUCGACCUCCUUUGACGCCGCGCUCUGUGCACACGUACCCCGCAUCCCUACAGCCUCCGGGCAGCCCAGCGAGACCUGGAAGUCUACCGCACCGGUCCGCUGCACCUUCUCCUUGCGUCGCCCCUUUAGCGCCAGCGCCGCGCAACCCAGACGAAGUCACACUUGAAAAAGUCUUCGAGGUGCUGAUGGGCGAACUGAAGACAAUUAUCAAGAGGGACAUCGCGCGGAGAACGAUUGAGGGAGUGGCGUUCAAGGCCUUUGAAGACUGGUGGGACGAUCAAGAGAAGAGAGCAAAGGUGCCAGUUUUGCCUCUGAUUGAUAAGAAAAACACAUGUGCAAAUCCUCGGAAUCACAUCAAUGGCCAGAGCGAGAAACCGCCACUGCCCUCCUUCAAGAUUAAGAAGAAAAGAGAUGACAAUCCUGCAGUAUUAGAAGUCGUGGAAAACAAAGGCCAUGACGCGAGCAAAGGGGGCGAUAUGUUGGAGACGACAUUUGGGAGGCGUAAACGCAGACACGCAAGACCGCUUGAGCUUGAUAGCGAUGACGAUGACGAUGAGGAGAGAAAUGAAGAAUCCAAGACGCAUCGAGCGGAGCAAACGGAGCAAGAGCAACAGGCUGGGCCCACAGACCAUCAAUGCGACGGAAACGAUCACGAUGGCAAUCGUCAGAAAAAAGAGAAGGAGACUGACAAACACGUCGAGGCCGAAGACGCGUGUCCUGUUCCUGAAGCAUAUUCGGAGUGGAGAUCCUCGGACGACCGCUCGUCCCACGCAGACUCCUCUGCCUCUUUUUCUUCAGAGAGCUACAAUGACCCCUCGUACUCUGACUUCAGCUCUGAAGAUGACGACGACGAUGAUGAUGAUGAUUUGGAAGAUGAUGUGAAGGAUGGCGAAGGUCGGGAGUUUAUCGUACUAUCAUCAGAUGAGGAGUUCACGGAGCUUGAGCCCCCUGCGACGCCCUCAGCCCCCCUCGCCCCCGGCGCUCGGCUGGAUCUGGUCCUCCGCGACUUGUCAGAGCCGCGUAAUAGUGAGAAAGCAGACGAGGACCGCCGAGAACACGUCAUGAUGGCGCUUCAUACCAUCAAGCCGCAGGAACCUGCGCCAUCGUCGCGUACCGGACUUCCAGCGGCUCUCGAACUUGAUGUGGAGAUGGAGAGCCGUGUUUUGCCCUCGGGGUCUCCAGAUUACACCUUGAGGCCUCUCACCCCCGCCGGCUGCUUGACUGACAGCGACCCGGAGCUUCUGAUCGCAAGCAAACCGACUUCUCCGGUUGCGAUGGAGGAGGUUGAACGACCUCAGACUCCGGGCAAGGGGAUAGCAUCUCAAUUAGGAAGUGAAGAAUCAGGAGAUGACAAUCUCAGCGAGUUCCAUCUGCCGUCAUCUUUGUUAUUCCCGGAAGCGCCCAAAACUCCAGGCAGCGAAGAAACAAGUGCACGGAGUCCUAACAGAGAUGUCGGCGUCUCAACAACUCCAGGACAUGAGCGCGUCACACCGGAGAACGCGAGGGUAACACGCUCACCUUUUACAAAGGCAUCGCCUCAUUCAUCGCUCCUCAGCAAUCCGUUUAGUAUAUUGGCACCAAAGACGCCCGGAAGAGAGAUCCGUCGAACGCAAAGAGCCUCAGUCCGCAGACCAAAGACUGAAACGGUGAACAGCUCACAAGCUCUUUUAUGUGGCGAAUCCCUCGGAAGGUCAUCUCCGUGUGACCUCUCUGAAACGGAAACAUCUGACGGCGGAGGAGUGGGAAGUUGGUCAGGCACGAGAGCGACACCUCUUGAAGGACCGGAGAACACGCCGCCUCUGCUCUACGAGGCAAGCGGGGGGCGAGCGACGAAAAUGAGGCGUAAAGGGUACGAGAGAAUAAAAAGGGGUCGGAGGAGGCGUCGCUUCCGUCGCGGUCGUCGUCCUCCCGAGUGGCGUCCGGUGCGGGAGGAGAGGAGGAUACUGCACAGUAUAUGGACGGACGGUCUGGAUGAAGAGGACGGGAGGCUGCUGCGGCGCGCUUACGAAAGGCUGCAAGAGCAGGACGACGGCUGCGGUUGGCUGAGCGACGCCCUCUGGAUGCCGCAUCCUCUGACUAAAGUCACAGAGAAGAACGAAGGACACCGAUCGUGGCAGCAGAACCACGUUACGGGCUCAGCUCGCAGCGAGGGCUUCUACAAAAUCAGCCGGCGGGAUAAAGUCGAGUACCUCAACCGAGCGAGAACCACCGAGCUUCCGUCGACAAGCGCUCGGGGACCUCUGACGCAGUCCACUGCACUUCGUGCGGGGUCAGACUUCAGGUCAGAACAGCGCCGUCUGCUGUCGUCUUUCAGCUGCGAUAGUGACCUGGUCAAGUUUAACCAACUCAAGUUCCGAAAGAAGAGGAUUUGUUUCAGCAGAAGCCGCAUCCACGAUUGGGGCCUGUUUGCCAUGGAGGCCAUAGCAACAAACGAGAUGGUGAUUGAGUAUGUUGGCCAAAUUAUCAGACAGAACAUUGCUGACAUGAGAGAGCGCAGAUAUGAGCAGGCGGGCAUCGGAAGCAGCUAUUUGUUCCGAGUGGAUCGGGACACCGUCGUCGAUGCCACAAAAUGCGGGAAUUUAUCCAGGUUCAUCAACCACAGCUGCGACCCGAACUGCUACGCAAAGAUAAUCACGGCGGAGUCUCAAAAGAAGAUCGUGAUUUACUCGCGGCAGCCGGUGGGCAUCCACGAAGAACUCACGUACGACUACAAGUUUCCAAUUGAGGACGCAAAGAUUCCUUGUUUGUGCGGCGCUGAAAGCUGUCGGGGCUCUUUGAACUGAUCCCUUCCCGAGACUCCUUUUUAGAUCUCCGAUAGGAGCGCACGUUGUCUUCGCUGCUGUAUAAACGGACACUGAAGAUGUGCCUUUUAAAUACCAAUUCAAGCAUUUGCAACAGCUCUGCUGACGGUUAAAAAUUUAACUUUCCUAACCGGCACGGAAGCUAUUGUGUGAAGUAUGAAAUGAUGAAGGAAGAGGACUCUUGGCUUUUGUUUAAUCAAUGUACAUCCAAGCUUCGUGGCAAAACAUUACAAAAGGCAUGCUAUGACAAGUUAUCUGGGCUUGUACAUCGCAGUAUGGAUAGUGUACGGCAGCCUUUUUGGAAAAUUUGAUGCGGUCCUCCAAAUAUCAACAUCUUAUUGUACAUUGAAUUAUCUUUUGGCCUUAUUAUGCAAAUGAUGACACACCUUUUUGGUGAUGAGAACUUCAAUUGGGUUUUCCUUGAGUUAAGCUUGACUGGGUCAUAUUCCAGGACCGUCGUUUCUCGUGUGUGUAACACGCACGCCCCAAAGUUGACUUCAAAAUUCUGGAAAGCCCUUUUACCUAUGUAUAAUUCAUUUUUACAAUGCAUGAUUUUGCUUCUACCCAUAUGAUCAAAAAACAUGAAGCGUUAGCUGUAUUUUGUCAAAGAAAUAUUCUGAAGUUAAGCACUUUAUUUGAACACGUAAUCCUUUUUUUAAAUGUACUUGCUCUUGUUUUGAAAUUCACAGCCCAACUUUUAUUGAGUAAAUGAGGAAACCCACAGUUGUGCUCAUAUGUUUGAUUACCCAGGCAGAAUUUGUAAGAUGUGUACAAUUCCUUAAAGAAAACAUGAAGGGCCAGGCAAAACACAUUUAAUUUUAUUUCAAUGGGAUUCAAAUUAAACGGUCAAGCGUUUCAGAAAAG